Messenger RNA from Aedes albopictus (Asian tiger mosquito), 1236 nucleotides. RefSeq lists its product as uncharacterized. Gene Ontology annotation, biological process: DNA integration. NCBI's taxonomy places the organism in Eukaryota, Metazoa, Arthropoda, Insecta, Diptera, Culicidae. The transcript has a single exon. Gene Ontology annotation, molecular function: nucleic acid binding. Bases 1 to 1236 code for a protein of 411 amino acids. The record is from RefSeq and is a predicted model, not a curated record.
AUGCUGAGAGUCGGUGGCCGCUUGAAACACGCCAAUAUUUCAUUCGGCAAGAAACACCAGUUGCUGCUACCGCGGAGUCACCAUGUGACAAAGAUUUUGAUCGCGGCGCUACACAAGGAGCAUCUUCAUAUCGGACAGCAAGGAUUACUGGCAAUAGUACGUCAACGCUAUUGGCCGGUACGAGCCAAAUGCACCAUCCGGCAAAUAGUGAAGAAAUGCGUCCGGUGUUUUCGAAUGAAUCCUCCUGAAGUUGUGCAGUUUAUGGGAGCGUUGCCGGAUUAUCGGGUGAACCCCUCGCCGGUCUUCUACAGCACGGGAAUAGACUAUGCAGGGCCAUUCUUCGUCCGGCAAGGUCGUCGAGCAGCGAAAGUGAAGGGAUACGUGGCGUUGUUCAUUUGUAUGAGCACCAAGGCUAUACAUUUGGAACUUGUGUCGGAUCUCACCAGUGCAGCAUUCUUGGCGGCCUUGCAUAGAUUCGUCGGACGUCGUGGAUGUCCGGAGAAAUUGGUAUCAGAUAACGCAACCAACUUCAAAGGCGCCCAUUCGGAGUUACAGGAGCUCUACAAACUGCUCCAGUCGCAACAACUGCAGGACGAAGUCGAUCGCUUCUGUGCAGCCAAGGAGAUCCAGUGGUCCUUCAUACCGCCCCGAUCGCCGAACUUCGGGGGUAUAUGGGAGGCUGGAGUCAAGGCGGCGAAAUCCCACCUCAAGGUGAUUUUGUGUGAGGCAUCCUUGACCUAUGAAGAAAUGAACACGGUGUUAGUUCAAAUAGAAGCAAUAUUAAACUCCAGGCCCCUAACGCAAAUCUCCAAUGACGCCAAUGACCUAACUGCAUUGACACCGGGUCACUUUUUGGUGGGCCGUGAAUUAACAGCAGUUCCUGAGCCGAGCUACGGCAAUGUGCGAGUAUCGUCUUUGUCCAGAUGGCAGCACUUACAGAAGUUGAAGCAAGAUUUUUGGGCUAGAUGGUCAGCAGAAUACCUGAGCGAAUUGCAGCCGAGGAGUAAGUGGUAUAAGGACAAGAUAACCGUUCGUCCAGGAAUGCUGGUGGUAAUAAGGGAAGACAACAUGGCACCUCAACUGUGGCACCUUGGCCGCAUAACGGAGGUUACACCAGGUGCUGAAGGCUUGGUCCGCGUGGUAAAGAUUCGUACGGCAAAUGGAGAAGUAACCCGAUCAGUCAGCAAGAUUGCGAUUUUGCCCAUUGAGGAUAACACGUUUCCAGCGAAGGAGUGA